AGCUGGAUUGAGGUCAGUUCUAGUGCACCUGCGCCACACUGGACUGUUGUAUGCCCGGCGGUGUUUCAUCUGAUCCUGGGUCAGCGGGGCGUCGCGUUGUCUAUGACAAGUUCCGCCAUUUCCCCCCCACCUCGGGCCCCGUCUGCGUCCUUCUUCCUCUUCCUCCAUUGCGCUGUUAUCGGCUAGUGGCGGCGGUUCGGGGAGGCGGAGCGGCGGCAGACAGACACAGGCAGGCAGGCUGGCUGGCAGGCGGGGGUCCGGUGUGUUCCACAGUGGAAUGAAAGCGGCCAACACCGCAUCCCUUAUGACAGCAAUUAGGGCCGCGACGACAUAUUGUAACAUUUGUUAUUGUCUCCUUAUUAUAAUAGCCUGACUCCGACUAGCUUAGCUUUGAUUGCAUACUUCCACUACGGUGGGGAAGGGAAGGAGGAGUCCGGCCAGGUUAGGUGGAUUAUUUCUGUCACUUUUUCCCCCCCCCCUCGCCAGGGCUCAUUUACGAAGAUAAACAACAGCGCGGAUCUGCAUUUUUUGAAGGCUUUUUUUUUUUGGGUCGCACGGAGUGAGCGAAGAUGUCGGGACAGAGCAUCACGGACCGGAUAACGGCAGCCCAGCACAGUGUAACGGGAUCCGCCGUGUCCAAAACAGUAUGCAAGGCCACCACUCACGAGAUAAUGGGCCCGAAAAAGAAGCACUUAGACUACUUGAUCCACUGCACCAAUGAGAUGAAUGUCAACAUUCCCCAACUGGCUGACUCGCUGUUUGAGAGGACCACCAACACCAGCUGGGUGGUUGUGUUCAAGUCAUUGAUCACUACACACCACCUCAUGGUGUACGGAAACGAGCGUUUUGUGCAGUACCUGGCGUCAAGGAACACACUAUUCAACCUCAGUAAUUUUUUGGACAAAAGUGGCCUGCAAGGGUAUGACAUGUCCACCUUUAUCCGGCGGUACAGUCGCUACCUAAAUGAGAAAGCCGUCUCAUACAGACAGGUUGCCUUUGAUUUCACCAAAGUUAAGCGAGGAGUGGACGGCGUCAUGAGGACCAUGAAUACAGAGAAGCUUCUCAAGACCAUCCCUAUUAUUCAGAAUCAGAUGGACGCCCUCCUCGAUUUCAAUGUCAAUGCCAACGAGCUGACUAAUGGAGUCAUCAACGCUGCCUUCAUGCUCCUCUUCAAAGACUCCAUCAGGCUCUUUGCCGCGUAUAACGAAGGUAUCAUCAACUUGCUCGAGAAAUAUUUUGACAUGAAGAAGACCCAGUGCAAAGAAGGUCUGGAUAUUUACAAGAAAUUCCUAACCCGAAUGACCCGAAUAUCAGAGUUUCUCAAAGUGGCUGAGCAAGUGGGCAUCGACAGAGGAGACAUUCCAGACCUUUCCCAGGCUCCCAGCAGCCUUCUUGAGGCUCUGGAGCAGCAUUUGGCCUCCUUAGAGGGCAAGAAGGUGAAAGACUCUACUGCAGCCAGCAGGGCCAGCACUCUGUCGAAUGCUGUGUCGUCGCUUGCAAGCACGGGAAUGUCUUUCACUAAAGUGGAUGAACGGGAGAAGCAAGCAGCCCUCGAAGAGGAGCAGGCCCGACUUAAAGCGCUUAAGGAACAGAGGCUCAAGGAACUCUCCAAAAGGCCCUCCUUUGCCACCACGGAUACAUCGCCUAUCUCCACCACCGGGGGCACAAUCAGCACGGCCCCAGCUAUCGAUCUAUUUUCUACACCCAGCUGCUCAAAUGGCGCAGUGAAAAUGGAGAGCGACCUAUUUGACCUCCAGUCAACGUUCCAGCCCUCCAUGCAGUCCGCCUCAUCAGGGCUUCCCGUGGCAACAGCGUGGGCAGAUCCUUUCACCUCCGCUGAAGCUGGAGACGACUCCAUGCCAAACCUUAACCCUUUCCUCUCAAAACUCGUUGUCGAUGCCUCUCACUUACCUGUCGUGUCUUCAGACGGUGUUAGCUUUUCCACUAGGACAUCUGCUCAUGAAAUGUUUGGUGAUCGUUACAAUCCCUUUAUUGACACAAACUCAUCUGUUUCAACCAAUUACAAAUGCACAGUGCGGCUAGAACACUCCAUCUCAGACUCCUUCUGUGGUCCAGUGUCCAUAGCCCAGCACCUCCCACACCAGGCUCCUUUCCCCACAGAGCCCUCUACUGUAGCUGGUCUAUUCAGAGGAUACUCAACGCCUCAGCCCCCUGCCCAGCCACCUGCAGGGAGUCUGCAAGUGGACUUUGAGUCUGUUUUUGGAACAAAAGCUACAGGCAGCAACAGCCACAGUGUCGAUGAUAUUCUGAAACCGACUCUCGCUGGCUCUAACCAGCCGUCCAAUCAGCAACCAGACAAGCUGGUGUCUGAUGACCUUGACUCCUCCCUGGCCAACCUUGUGGGAAACCUCGGCAUCGGAAACGGCACGAUGAAGAAUGACAUCCACUGGAGUCAACCGGGCGAAAAGAGAAUGACUGGUGGCACCAACUGGCAACCCAAAGCGGCACCGACGACAACCUGGAACCCUGUCUCCAUGCCGCCAUCCAUCAUGGCCUUCCCCGCCACCACGCCCACAGGCAUGAUGGGAUAUGGCAUGCAGCCUCCUCCACCAAUGGGGUCCAUGGGAAUGAUGAAUCCGCCUACAAUGAUGUACGGCCAACCUGUAAUGAGGGCGCCCAACCCUUUUGGCUCGGUGUCCAGUACUCAGCCCUCGGCAGCCUCUAGCCCUUCCAGCCAGAGUCCACUCCGAGCCCCUGGACAGGACCCGUUUGCACACCUCUCUCUCAAGGAUUUCUUGUAGAGCGUCUCUUUAGACGCAGUUCAUGUAAUUUUGAGGAGCUCGUCUCUUGGGCAGAUGAAGCACUUAGCAGCAAAAAGCUUUGUCCCCGUCGCACUCCAACAACUCUUCUGAGUGACAUUCACCCCCAUCCACACCAGUCCCCCUAAAACAACUGAUCAUGUCAAGAACCACCACCACCACCACCACCGAAACGGCAAAGCGACUGUCAGAAACCAUGGUAACCAUGUCAAAAGUAAAAUGACGUUUUGCUCACACACCCACACACUCACACACACACACACACACACACACACACACACACACACACACGAGUCUCUUUAUCCUGUCCCCCGAGACGUGGAGUGAUGCUAUUGUCUGACCCCCUAGAAGGAUUCCCUCUCCAUUUUACAGUGUCAUCUCUAAGAUCAAGAUAGUUCUGGCUGCUGAGAACAUUUAAUGUUAUGUAUUUGGUAAAAAAAAAUCCAAAAAAAAAAUCAAAAAACCCAACAAACAUUCUGUAAUUGGAUGUUGAGCUAAAGGGGAGCGGGGGUGAGGGGGGAUAGUUAUAGGGCGACCUUCCCCUAUCUCGACGCCAUCGUCCGUCACCCCUGCAGUUAUUUAACCGUCACGGAGUAGUGAUGCUAAUGACGUUUACACCUGUUUAGCUUUUGUCUUUUUUACCGUGUUUACAGUAGACAUUCCCUGCGUGUUUGUAUUUAUUUAUGAUUAUUGGUUUAAGAUUGAGAGGGCGGGUGAGGGGGUGGAAUCUAAUGUAAAAUCAACAGUACAUAAUAUUGAGCGUUCAACACGCAUGGGAGUGCUUAAGCGUUAAACAUGGACUAUCAUUAAGAGGUAGUGACCAAUAGCUAUUAUAUAAAUGACACCUAUUAAGCUAAGUGAUAGAGCACUAAAUAUUUGUUGAAUUUUCUUUAUUUUUGGGUUUGUUUUUUUACUACCACCGUUAGGAAAAAGAAUCACAGCCGCCACUGUACUAUGAGUGCAGGUUUUUUUUUUUUUGUUCCCCAUUAAGAGUCACUAAAGAGUACAUUCUGUGCCUAUAGGGAUCUCUUUUGCAAGCGAUCUGUUUCCUGUCUAGUUGAGUAACACUUCACGCACCAUCCUGACGGCGGAAGGCUCCAUUUGCUUUAAAGCUUGGCAUGCCAUCGACUCACUAAGCGUACUCAAGGCUGCCUUUACUAUGAAUGUGCAGAGUUGUCUUCAUGUUGCACACAUCUUUCCACGCCGCGCGCCCCCGCCGGAGUCCAAACAAUGUGGGUCUGCCUGCUUGCGUCAAGAGGGGCGUAGAUUUGAUGUAAAUUAAUUGUAUAAAAGAUCCCGACGAUGUUUGAACGGAGGGGCGGCGGCAGUGGAGGAGGGGGUGAGUGAGCACUGUUGAUCGGUGCUCUUGUGUAAAUAUAAUAAUUAAAAAAAAAGUGACUGUUCUUUGAUUGCAAAAGUGAAAGAUGUAUGAAAUAUGAACACAAUUCAAUCAAAUUGGGCUCAACCUAAGUUUGAUUCAGGAUUCUCCUCUGCGUUUUGUCGCUGCAGAUCUAUUCUCUGUCAUUAGAACCUGUAGCAGACAUGACUGAAAUAUUGUUUUUCUUUUACAAAUAAAGAGCAGCUUCCACAAAAUGA
This is a messenger RNA of Nerophis ophidion (straightnose pipefish), 4376 nucleotides long. It is a transcript of the gene picalmb, whose product is annotated as phosphatidylinositol binding clathrin assembly protein b. Gene Ontology annotation, cellular component: extrinsic component of presynaptic endocytic zone membrane; synaptic vesicle; clathrin-coated pit. Gene Ontology annotation, molecular function: phosphatidylinositol-4,5-bisphosphate binding; 1-phosphatidylinositol binding; clathrin heavy chain binding. Bases 570 to 2762 code for a protein of 730 amino acids. The transcript is spliced from 23 exons. The record is from RefSeq and is a predicted model, not a curated record. Gene Ontology annotation, biological process: clathrin-dependent endocytosis; synaptic vesicle budding from presynaptic endocytic zone membrane; clathrin coat assembly. NCBI's taxonomy places the organism in Eukaryota, Metazoa, Chordata, Actinopteri, Syngnathiformes, Syngnathidae.